Molecule: messenger RNA, 4800 nt
Organism: Owenia fusiformis
Lineage: Eukaryota; Metazoa; Annelida; Polychaeta; Sabellida; Oweniidae
Source: the annotation of a GenBank genome assembly
CAACAAUUUGGAAAAAUGGCGCAAGUUGAAAAAGAAGAAUCCGCAUCAGCUGAGGCUAGUUUAUCCACUGGUCGCAGUCGCCGAGCAAAGACUGAUCGAACAGGGCGAAAAGCUGCACUUGAAAAGUUCAAGCAGGCUAAAGCAAAAGGCAGAGUCAAGUAUGAGCUGGAGGAUGAACAAGAUGUUUAUGAAGAAGUGGGUGAAGAUGAAUAUUCUGAGAUUGUCAGAAACAGACAAGAGGACGACUGGAUUGUUGAUGAUGAUGGUGGUGGUUAUGUCGAAGAUGGCAGAGAGAUAUUUGAUGAUGACAUUGAUGCCCCAACAGAGAAAGCUGCGAAGGCCAAUGAAAAGAAGCAGCGUAAUGUGAACAUACGUAAGCCAGGCACUAAACCGAAGAACAUCAAGUCAAUGUUCGCAGCCCAGGCAGCCUCGGGUAAAGUAAAGAGACGCACAGAGAAAGAAGUCAGUGUAGCAGAGGAUGAUCUCCUUGGUGACAUUAUGUCAGAACUUCAUGGUGAUUCGUCAGAUACAAUCAAACCAGCACCAAUCAAAAUGGCAACAAAUGUCAAGGCAGCAACUUUUUCAAAGCCUAGAGCCCAACAAAAUCCAUUCGCAAGCUCGAGUACCCAGAAUUCUCGGAGCAGCGUCAUCAAUAAACCAAGUACGCUAUCGGUGAAGCCUAGUGCCAAAAGAGCACCUGUUGCGACUGCCCAAUCUGCCCCAAAACGUAGACACGUAGAAGAAGUGACUGAGGUCGAUGAAUCGCCAGAUAUUGAGGAAUUUGAGUCCCAAGUAGAACCAACCAUCCAGCCGAAAUCUCCUGAAGCCCAAGAUACAAAUUCUAUGGAGAUGGGUGAUAUCGACUUUGAUGAUGAUAUGGAAGUACCAGAAGUCCAGGAAAAAGUCACACCAAAGCAAGCCCCAAAACCGCCUCCAAAACCAGCUCCUGUAAUCCAGAAGGAAACUGAGGAGACAGCAUUUGUGAGUGGCUGGGAGGGUGCAAAUGUUGGUCAGACCACUGAGAUUGAUGUCCAGGUUGACUCAAGUAAACUGCCUCUUGUCACCAAUGAAGCUGGGGAACAGGUUUUGAGAAUGUACUGGUUGGACGCUUACGAAGACCCCUUCAAACAACCAGGAGUGGUUUAUCUCUUUGGAAAAGUCUACAUAGAAAAUGCAAAUACUCACGUCAGUUGUUGCGUUACUGUGAAAAACAUCGAGCGAAGAGUGUAUCUGUUGCCCAGAGAGACACGCGUAAGCAGAAAAGAUGGCGAAGAUAUGGGGACUCCUAUUAAGAUGAUGGAUGUUUAUAAUGAGUUCAACGAAAAUGUAACUGAGAAGUAUAAAAUCACCAAGUUUAAAUCAAUGAAAGUGACGAGGCAAUACGCAUUUGAGAAGGCUGGUGUUCCAGUAGAGUCAGACUAUCUAGAAGUCCGAUAUGCUGCAGACCUCGGGAAACUUCCAGCAGAUUUGUCAGGCGAGACGUUCUCCUGCGUAUUUGGUACAAACACAUCUAGUCUUGAACUCCUGCUUCUCGAUCGUAAAAUGAAAGGUCCCGGCUGGAUUGACGUCAAACUUCCGCAACUUUCAUCGCCCUCUAUAAGCUGGUCAAAGGUUGAGGCGACAAUUGCAAAACCAGUGUAUAUCAGUGUUACACCCAAUCCUCCCGCUAUACCGCCAUUGGUCGUUAUGACGUUGAAUCUCCGAACUAUGACCAAUAAAAAGACACAUCAAAAUGAGAUUAUUGCAGCUACAGGGCUUAUUCAGCCAAAUUUCCAGAUAGAUAAACCGGCUCCAAAGCCAGCCUUCACACAACACUUCUCGGCCAUGACUAGACCAUCUGAUGGAAUUUUCCCCUUUGAUUUGAAAGAUCGUUUGAAAGCCCAGAAAGGGCGUCUGACAACAGAACUUUGUCAAAACGAGAGGAUGUUACUCGCUUUCUUAUUGGCUAAGAUUCAUAAGAUCGACCCUGAUGUCAUAGUGGGUCAUGAUAUAUUUGGAUUUGAGCUGGAAGUUCUGCUACAGAGGAUAAGUGCAAAUAAAAUACCAAACUGGUCAAAACUCGGCAGAUUGAAAAGACAAAUCAUGCCAAAAAUUGGUGGACCUGGAGGAAAAGGAGGUGGCGGAACCAAGAAUGUUACAUGUGGGAGGCUAUUGUGUGACGUGAAAAUCUCAUCGAAGGAGCUGAUUCGCUGUCGCGCCUAUGAUCUAAAUGAGCUUGUCAGCCAUAUAUUGAAGUCUAAACGGGAAGAAAUUGAUAUGGAAGACAUUCCUUCCUUACUCAAUACCUCUGCUGGCGUGUUGCGGCUGCUUGAGUUGACCUUGGUGGAUUCAACGUACAUCUUGCGUAUUCUCUAUGAUCUUAUGGUCCUUCCUCUUGCCUUACAAAUCACCAACAUCUGUGGAAAUGUCAUGAGCCGAACCCUGUUAGGAGGCCGGUCAGAGAGGAAUGAAUUCUUGCUGCUUCAUGCUUUCUUUGAGAAAGGAUUUAUUGUUCCUGAUAAGACAUGGAGCAAGAAACCUGUACAGAAUGAACCCAAUGAGGACGGUGAAGAACAACAACCUGCAGCUGCCAAAGGACGUAAAAAACCUUCAUACUCCGGUGGUCUCGUACUUGAACCGAAGAAAGGUUUCUACGAUACGUUUAUCCUCUUACUUGACUUCAACUCCCUCUAUCCUUCAAUCAUACAGGAGUAUAACAUUUGCUUCACGACCAUCAAGAGUAGCGAUGAAAAAGGGGAGGAUGUUGAAUCAAUAGAACUGCCUGACCCAGAUUUAGAGCCAGGGAUUCUUCCAACUGAGAUUCGUAAACUGGUAGAGAGUAGAAGACAGGUGAAGGGUCUUAUGAAAACGCCCAAUAUUAGUCCAGAUCUGUAUGUCCAGUAUGACAUCAGGCAGAAAGCCCUCAAGUUGACUGCCAACAGUAUGUAUGGUUGUCUAGGAUUCUCAUUCUCAAGAUUCUAUGCAAAACCUUUGGCUGCUCUUGUAACAAGUCGUGGAAGAGAAAUCUUGCUUCAGACCAAAGACCUGGUAGAAAAGAUGGGACUAGAUGUCAUAUACGGAGACACAGAUUCCAUCAUGAUCAACACAAACUCUACUGAUAUUGAAAUGGUUUUCAAACUUGGUAACAAGGUAAAGAGCGAAGUAAAUAAAUUAUACAAACUGCUGGAGAUUGAUAUAGAUGGCGUCUUCAAAUCAAUGCUGCUUCUGAAAAAGAAAAAGUACGCUGCACUAUGCAUGACAAAAGUCGGGAACGAAUAUGUCACAAACCAGGAGUUGAAAGGUUUGGACAUUGUCCGUCGUGAUUGGUGCCAGCUCGCAAAGCAUGCUGGUAAUUAUGUUGUCAGUCAGAUUCUGUCUGGGGAAAACAAAGACAUCAUCUUGGAGAACAUCCAUGCAAAAUUGACGGAAGUUGGGGAACAAGUGGCAGAAGGGAAGAUUGACAUGGAAUUAUUUUACAUCACCAAGGCACUAACAAAAAAUCCUGAAGACUACCCAGAUAAGAAGAGUCUCCCUCAUGUUCAGGUUGCAAUGAGACUCAACUCAAAAGGCGGGAAAAAGUUACGUGGAGGUGACACCGUGUACUACGUCAUAUGUGAGGAUGGUAGCAACCAGGCUGCAACACAGAGGGCAUAUCACCCAGAUGAACUAGCCAAAUCUGAACAUUUGAAAAUAGACACAAAAUAUUACCUUGCCCAUCAAGUCCACCCUGUUGUUUCCCGAUUAUGUGACCCAAUAGAUGGCACUGACGCAGCCCGAAUUGCGGAAUGUCUCGGACUUGACGCGGCGGGUUAUCGUCAUGCCAUGAAUCAACAUAGCAACACUGAGGAAGAUGCGUUGCUAGGGGGAUGUGCCGAAAGUGAAGAGGAACGAUACAAAAAUUGUCAGCCAUUUUGUUUUAAUUGUACAGCAUGUUCGACUCCUAUUACCUUGGAAACGCCAAUAAAACAGGGUUCCACUGUGGAAUUGUCCUUAGAAAGAUGCAGCAAUAAGGAUUGUCCGUCACGCCCCAUCGACACAAUCAAACCAAUCAUCAACAAGCUUACAAGGGAAAUACGAGCCUGCAUGAAGAAAUACUAUGAGGGUUGGUUGCUAUGUGAAGAUACAGCGUGUGGUGCAAGGACCAGGCGUGUUUCACUACAAUUCCACAGAGGUCACCCUGUGUGCACAUCAUGUAACAGGGCAACCAUGCACCCAGAGUACACAGACUUCCAUCUAUACAUCCAACUGAGCUACUACCAGUUUCUCUUUGACUUGGAGAAGGCCCGUAACUACAACAAAGACAAAAAUGUUCCAAGUAAAGUUCUCUCAGACUGCAGCGAGCCUUAUAGACAAUUAAAACAGCAUGUGGACAGAAAGCUCAGAGAGAGUGCCUACUCCCAAGUCAACCUGAAUAAACUGUUUUUUGGACUGGGAGUCGUGUAAAUCAGGGACCUGUCAAUUUGAAAUGUUUUGACGCAUCAAUUUGUAUAGAUGAAGAACUGGUCAUCUCGACUGAAAAUGGGAUCAGUCAAUUAUUCAAGGAUUUGGACACUUGUAGAUGAUAUUAAUGAGAUCAGAUGGUGAUUGAUCAAUGGGGAUAUGUCAAUUUAUGCUGAAUGGGGACCUGUCAAUAUGUACUAAAUUGUAACCUGUCAUUAUUAUGCAUUAAGUGGAGACCUGUCAAUCUAUGCUGAACAGGGAUCUGUCAAUAUGUACUGAAUUGGGACCUGUCAAUAUGGGCUGGAUGUGGACUUCUCAAUAUUUGCUAAAUAGAAACCUGUAAAUUACUAAAUGUGUACUGAAAUGGGACCUGUCAAUAUG